Beta vulgaris subsp. vulgaris (sugar beet) is the source of this 1254-nucleotide messenger RNA. Its product is annotated as heavy metal-associated isoprenylated plant protein 39. The coding region runs from base 311 to 829 and encodes 172 amino acids. Lineage: Eukaryota; Viridiplantae; Streptophyta; Magnoliopsida; Caryophyllales; Amaranthaceae. The transcript has 3 exons. The record is from RefSeq and is a predicted model, not a curated record. Gene Ontology annotation, molecular function: metal ion binding.
GGUUUUUUGCCUCUCUUUUUUUUUUUCCCCUCCUCACGUUUUCUCUCUCCUCUUUCUACCAUUAUUCUUGUUUGUAUUUGCAAUUCUUUUUUUCUCUCUUUAAAAUUUAUUAUUACGUCUUUCAAGUCCAAAUGUCACUCAUAUCUCUUCAAUAAAAGUUCAAAAUUUAUUCGAUUUCGUAUCCUUCUUUCUCUCUAACUCUCUAAAACACACAUCAAUUUUCUCUCUCCUCUUUUCCUCUGUUUUCAGAGUUCAGUUUCUUCUUCAGAUCCACAGGAGAUAAAGUAACAAUCUUUUUCUGAAAACAAUAAUGAAGAAAAUUGUGUUGAAAUUGGAUUUGCAUGAUGAUAAGGCGAAGCAGAAAGCUCUUAAGACAGUUUCUACUCUUCCAGGGAUUGACUCUAUCGCAAUGGACAUGAAGGAGAGGAAAUUAACUGUGAUUGGUUCGGUAGAUCCAGUAAGUAUAGUGAGUAAAUUGCGCAAGUAUUGGCCAACAACAGACAUAGUACUCGUCGGACCAGCGAAAGAGCCGGAAAAGGAGAAGAAGGAAGAGCCGAAGAAGGACGAGGAGAAGAAAGAAGAGCCAAAGAAAGAAGAGCCAAAGAAAGAAGAGCCGAAGAAGGAAGAGGAAGCCAAGAAGGAAGAGCCUAAAAAAGAAGGGGAAAAGAAAGAAGAGCCAAAGAAAGAAGAGGGCAAAAAAGAGGAAGAGAAGAAGCCUGAUCCUGUGCUAGAGCUUGUGAAAGCUUAUAAACAAUAUAACCCUCAAAUGACUACAUAUUAUUAUGUCCAAAGCAUAGAAGAAAACCCAAAUGCUUGUGCAAUAUGUUGACAAAAGAGAAAUCCAAUAACAAGACAUUUACAUAUUGGAUUCAAAAAGAGAGGAAGAAUUCUGUUUUUAAGAAAUUGUAUUCCUAAAAACCCUUCUCUAAUUCUCCUUGUAAUUAACUAGAUUGUUAGUUACAAGAGAGGAUUUGAGGUUGAACUCUUAAGUGUUAUUGAUGAGAGGUUGAGAGCAAAUGAUUCUUGAACAAAAAAAAAUUGUAUAGUAAGUUGGUGGUUGUUUUUGUUAUUUGUUUUGCAGUUGGUAAUGAUAAAUUGUAUGUAAAGCACCUUAAAUAAUUUUUUUUGGUAGUUAGAUUAAUAGUUAGUAUCUUAAUCUUGUUAGUUUCCUAUCAAGACCUUUGUAAAUAUUUUUUUACUCGGUAAUGUAAGAUGUCUUUUUAGAGUGUAAUAUAAUUCAAUGAUAUUUGCGUA